Molecule: messenger RNA, 1218 nt
Organism: Penicillium mononematosum
Lineage: Eukaryota; Fungi; Ascomycota; Eurotiomycetes; Eurotiales; Aspergillaceae
Product: aromatic ring-hydroxylating oxygenase subunit alpha
Exons: 4
Coding region: 1-1218 (405 amino acids)
Molecular function (GO): iron ion binding; 2 iron, 2 sulfur cluster binding
Source: RefSeq, a predicted model, not a curated record
AUGACCAGCUGGUUCGGAAGGAAGGUAACUCCAAAGCCGCAUCAAGAUGACGGCUCGCAAACGGCCAAAGCUCUUCCGGCGUCCUGGUACAGGUCGUCGGCCAUGUACGAACUUGAAAGACGGGCCAUUUUUUCUCGCAGGUGGCUGCUCGUCUCUCACAAAGCUCGCCUUGUGAAUUCCGGCGAUUACAUUCGAAUCACUGAGGCCAACUUCACAUUCUUCCUUAUAAAGGACCGCCAGGGGCAGAUUAGAGCGCACCAUAAUGUGUGCAGGCAUCGAGCCUACCCCUUAAUAGAAAAUGAGGAGGGACAUAUCAAUAUUAUCGCUUGCAAGAUCCACGGAUGGUCCUAUGGUCUUGAUGGAAGGCUUGCAAAAGCUCCAAAAUAUCAGGGGGAAACGUUCAAGAAAUCCGAGAAUGGGCUAUUUCGUAUCCACGUUCAUAUUGACCACAUGGGCUUCAUCUGGGUCAAUCUUGACUCCGAAGACACACCGACAGUUCCGUGGCUGCAGGAUUUCGCGUCCGUCGAUCUCCAACCACGACUGCAGCACUUCGACAUGAACAAAUACCGCUUCGAUCAUCAAUGGGAAAUGGUAGGCGAGUACAACUGGAAAACCCUGGCGGAUAACUACAAUGAGUGUUACCACUGUCCAACUGGCCACCCGGCACUCAACAACCUCACUGAUCUCUCCAAGUACUGGGUCGAGACUGCAGAUGCUCAUAUCCAACACUUUAACGUCGACAAACCGGACAACGAAGGAAUGGGUAUCUAUAGCACCUACUUCUACCCCAAUGCGUCUGUAACAAUCUCGCCGAUAUUCUUCUACAUAAUGCGUGUGACCCCCAUCUCAGCGAGUCAAACAAAGAUGGAGUACGAAGUCUAUCGACACGAGGAAGCGAAGGACGAGGAAUUCACAGAAAUCACCACCUGCUUCAGACAGAUUUUGAAAGAGGACAAGGAUCUGUGCACUGGAGCGCAAAAGAACCUGAAUGGAGGGAUCUUUCUCAACGGGGAGCUCCAUCCUCGUGCCGAAAAGGGACCAAUAUUUUUCCAAGAACUAACACGGAAUGCCGUGAAAUCCCACCGUGAGCGAGAAGAGGAGCUAGGCGCAGAGAUCUGGCCAGCUACACCUAAGCAGGUCACUGGUGAUAAGACGCAAGAAGACAUCGACUUUUGUAAUAGUCUGGAGUGUGCGGGAGACCCAGAUCUAGAGUGGUGA